Messenger RNA from Pelagomonas calceolata, 2689 nucleotides. NCBI's taxonomy places the organism in Eukaryota, Pelagophyceae, Pelagomonadales, Pelagomonadaceae. The record is from the annotation of a GenBank genome assembly.
CUUGGCUGUAGCGCCAAGCCUCCCAGCUCGCAGAGCGGCGCGCGACGCGCGGCGUGACAGGUCCUUUGCACUGCGCGACAGCUUUUCGGAGGCCACAAGGCUGCCCGCGCCGCGACCUGUUGGAUUGCGUAGCGACGAGACGAGCAGGGCAGCGUGAGACACACGAGCAGGGCAGCGCGAGAGACACAGGAGCAAAAACGAUGCAGAGCACAUUAAAAGAGCCCGACUGGGUCGGCGAGGACGCGCUCGCCAUGAAGCGCGAAGCCACCGAAGCCCGCAAGGCCAGGUUCACGCGGCGCGUGCGCGUGCCGUCGCCCGACGAGCGCAUCAAGACGCGCCGCGACGCCUACGCCGGACACUUGAGGAGGCGGACGGCGGGCGGCCCGUCGCCCGUGCGGCAGACUUUGAGGUUUGCGGCGGAGUCCGCCAUGCGAAAAGACCGGGGCGGCGCCUACCCUGAACUACGCAGUACCCUAGAAUACAAGGGUUUGAGUGAUGAGCAGGUGAUGAAGCGGGGGACGAAUAUCGUGCCGGGCGCCGACGUCGACACGUGGGACUUUUUCGCGCGCAACGAGACGCCGCCGCUCCGACCGGUCAGCCCCUGGCCGCGGCCGCCCCCGCGCGCGUCGACGGCGCGGACCUGCAAGCGCCCCAAACCAGAAGUCUGGCGGCCGACGACGGCCUACGGCACGCUCGACGGGACGCUAUCAAGAAGGCCGGGCAUCCUCGACGACGAUAGUACGAGGAGGGACUUUGAAAUCGUAAGACCGUGGACGCCGUUCCCCGAGCCCGACGCCACGACCGUCGAGGAGGCGUUGUAUCUCUGGACGCAGUCCGACUCGCCGGACCUCGUCGAGUUCCUCGACCGCAUCAAGCCCCCGACGCCGCGCAUGCGGCGGCUGAAGACGGCGCCGGAGAAGCUCGCGCCGGCGCCCGCCGCCGCGCCGGCGCCGGCGCCGGCCUGGGAGCUCCCCGACUUCGACGCCGACAAGGCCUUUCGCCAGCUGCUCAGCGACAACCAGAAGCGGCGCGUCCUCACGGCCAUCGAGGACGACCCCGACGCGUUUGAUGAGGCGGUGGUCGCGGAGCUCCGGGCCCAGCACGCUCCCAAAAUUGUCGAGGCCGCGGCGCCCGGCGCGCGCGGCCGGAGCGCGCCCUCCAAGUUCCGCGACCGGCCGCGCGCCCACCUGAACACGCGAUGGAACCCGCACUACACGCCGGAAUUUGCGAGAACGCUGCAGGAGGACUGGCGCGCGCGGGACGAAGCGCGGGGCGUCGAGGCGCGCCGCCGCAAGCGCGAGUUGAUAGAAGCGAGCGACUGGGGCGUGCGCCUGGCGGCCGUCGAACGGGAAAAGGCCCUCGCAGCAAGAGAGGAGCGCCGGCGGCGGCGCCUGGAACGCCGCCAAAAGCCGUUCCUCGUCUUCGCCGCGGGCGUCCUCUACGCGGCCGCGCUCCGGCGGAAGUUCUGGCUGUUGAAAGCAACGGACGACGCGUCGAAGCGGCGGCACGAGGCGGCGCUGAAGAUCGCCCGGAAGUGGCGGAACCACUUCGUGUGGGACCGCGGGCCCUGGCUGCGGCGGUGCCUCGCGCACGGCUGGCGGCUGCGCUACGUCGUGCGCAAGCAGCGCGUGCGCAACGCCGCGCGGCGCCUGAAGACGCACUUGCGCGAGGUCCGGGCGCAGCGCGUGACGCCGGGCUUCGCGGUCAAGAGGUUCCUGUGGGCGACGAAUCGCGUGCAAACGGCCAUACGCGCGUUCGUGGCGUGCUGGGCCGCGCGGCGCCAGGUCUGUCGAUUGCGGUGGCCCGCGCUCGAGGCGUCAGCAAGGCGGCGCCUCGCGGACCGCGCGCUCGAGCGCCAGAAGUUGGAAUGCCGGCGGCAGAUCGACGUCGCGAUCCGCAAGAGCGUCGCGCGCAAGCGGGCUUCCCAUAAACCGCCGUCGCACCGCAAGAAGCCCGCGGCGACCUUCGCGACGAAGCGCCAGCUGCGCGCGCACGCGAAGCAGAUGCGGGGCUCGGCCCAGUGCUUCGCGCGCAUGGACGCGCUCUGGGCCGUCCAGGAGGUCAACCGGCGCGCUCCCAAAAAGAAGCUGCCGGUCAUCGAAUCGGUGGUACGGGAGGAGUGCGCGUGCAACAACGUCGACGCCUCGCUGUUGUAUGUGCUGAGCAAGAAGGAGAUCAACUCUGCCAUAGACACGGCCCUCAAGAAGAAGCGCCGCUGCCACGUGCGCAACGUGCGCACGCUGAAGGCCGAACGGCGCAUGCCCAAGGGGCCGGACCCCAAGGCGUUGCUGAACGACGCGGUCGAGGCGCCGGUCGAGGAUGAUGGGGGCGAGUUCGUCUGGCCGACGAUGCGGCUGUACACGGGCGACGACCUCGGCGACUCGUGGGAUCUUGUCGUGGAGGGCCUGGUCGAGAAGGACCUGCGGGCGCGGCGGCGGCAGCUGGCGCGGCGGCUCUCGUCGUUGCCCGACGAGCACCACAUCGACCGGGUGGCCACGGCGCUGCUCGACGACGACUCGUUCCUCGGCGACGAAGUGACCCUGGACGCAGACUGGAGCGGCAACGACGAGGACUCGUCGUGGACGGGCCUCACGCACUCCUCGCUGAACACGGCGGAGGCCGAAGCCAAUCCGGAUUUGGUAGCGAAUACGGACCCGUAGUAGCGAAUACUUAAAAUAGUGGGUGAAUU